UUAGCGCUAUUAUGUAAACCAAAGCUCUAGUUUACUUGCCUGUCUGAGGUUGGCUGGCAUCGAACGGGCAUGAGCUGUGGACGAGUUUCAUCUUCGGCCAGAAUAAACCGAUGUGUCAUUUUCUAACACUUACGGAGCUGUUUCAGGGAAACGAUGGAGCAGGCAGAAGAAAAACAGGGAGGAACGAAUGAAGAGGAAGGAGCAACACCAGGAGGAGACGGAGAGCUGGAGCAGAAGUCGGCGGUGAAGAGACGGCACGAGGAAGGGGAGGAUGAGGAGGAGACUUCCCCCACUAAGAAGCUGGGGACCGAUCACAGCAAGAAGGUGGCGACUCACUACAACGCGCUGCAGGAAGUCGGCCUGGCGGCUCGGAGCCAAAGCAGGAUCUUCUACAUGAGGAACUUUAACAACUGGCUGAAGAGCGUCCUGAUUGGGGAGAUCCUGGAGCAGGUACGAGGAGCAGGGAGCAGAAAUGUGUCUGUGUUGGACCUCGGCUGUGGUAAAGGAGGAGACCUGUUGAAGUGGAGGCGAGGAGGCAUCGGUCACAUCGUCUGCGCAGAUAUUGCAGAAGUGUCCGUAGACCAGUGCCGUACUCGAUACGAAGAAAUGAAAAGGAAAAGCUACUCUAACGAGAAAAUCUUCAGUGCCCAGUUUAUCACCGCAGACUGUUCAAAGGAGGUUUUGUCAGAGAAGCUGGAGGACCCCAAGCUGAUGUUCGACAUCUGCAGCUGUCAGUUUGUGUAUCAUUACUCAUUUGAGAGCGAGCAGAAGGCGGACAUGAUGCUGAGAAACGCCUGCGAGCGUCUCAAACCUGGAGGCUUCUUCAUUGGAACGACGCCAGAUGCCUACGAGCUUGUUAAACGCAUAGAGGCAUCAGACUCCCUGUCCUUCGGUAACGAGGUCUUCAACGUUUCCUUUCAGUCCAAAGGCUCCUAUCCUCUGUUUGGAUGUCAGUAUCACUUCAGCCUGGAGGGCGUGGUGGACGUUCCCGAGUUUCUUGUCUACUUUCCUCUUUUUGAACACAUGGCCAAGCAGUACAACAUGCGUCUGGUGCUGAAGCAGCGGUUCUCAGAGUUCUUUGAAGAAAAAGUGAAAAAGGAUCAACAUCGCAGCCUCAUGAUGAAAAUGAUGGCUCUGGAGCCUUUUCCCUGUGAGGAUGGAGGUCAGCAGGCUUCAGACAACACAGAGGAGUACUGCCAUGCUAAAGAGCACUGUGGUAGACCGGGAGUGAAACCACCAGUGGGAACCCUGAGCAGAUCUGAGUGGGACGCAACCAGUAUCUACUUGGUCUUCGUGUUUCAGAAGAUGUCCUGAUACUUCAAAUCAAACUCCAGUCAACGCUUACCUCACCUGUUCCUCUGUUCCUGUCUGUACAGCUUUUUUUUGUUGUCAUUUUUAAAUAUUUUUUUGAUAAAAAGUAAAGUUGUUGGAGAAAAGAAUUUAAACUGGAAAUAAAAGCAGUUCUGCGCUGUCCCA
This is a messenger RNA of Fundulus heteroclitus (mummichog), 1476 nucleotides long. It is a transcript of the gene rnmt, whose product is annotated as RNA (guanine-7-) methyltransferase. Gene Ontology annotation, molecular function: mRNA 5'-cap (guanine-N7-)-methyltransferase activity. The transcript has 11 exons. The coding region runs from base 154 to 1314 and encodes 386 amino acids. Gene Ontology annotation, cellular component: nucleus. Gene Ontology annotation, biological process: 7-methylguanosine mRNA capping. NCBI's taxonomy places the organism in Eukaryota, Metazoa, Chordata, Actinopteri, Cyprinodontiformes, Fundulidae. The record is from RefSeq and is a predicted model, not a curated record.